Brienomyrus brachyistius is the source of this 5495-nucleotide messenger RNA. RefSeq names its product cingulin (gene cgna). Lineage: Eukaryota; Metazoa; Chordata; Actinopteri; Osteoglossiformes; Mormyridae. The transcript is spliced from 21 exons. The record is from RefSeq and is a predicted model, not a curated record. Gene Ontology annotation, cellular component: myosin complex. Bases 186 to 3974 code for a protein of 1262 amino acids.
GGUAACAGGUUGUUUCAAAAGCGAAGUUGUUCUUCUGUGUAGAAGUAUUUUAUUUUUGAGGUGCUGGAAUUUUAUUAUAUUUUAAGUAAUACAAGGUGUUCUAAAAGUUAAGUUCAUUUAGCCGAAGGUACCACAGAGGACCAAACACCGAGAAAGAAUACGGAUUCUCCUAACUUAACAGCAGGAUGACUGCCGCCUCGUCAGACCAGAAGUCUCAGCUGGACUAUGGGGUCCAAAUCCGCUUUAUCGAUGACCUCCACAACACCGGAGGCGGCGCUUCUGUCAGGCCUCGGGGCAGCAGCAAAGGCGCCUCCAGCAACACCUCCUCCAAGUAUGGUGUGGCGGUCAGGGUGCAAGGGAUCGCAGGACAGCCCUAUGUGGUCCUCAAGGGAGGCGAGAAGGGGGACUCCUAUGGGGUGCAACUGAGAACCCAGCCCCGAGACUACAACUUCCCCCCAGCUUAUAAUAGUCUACCCCGGACUAACGAGGAUGGAGAGGCCCCCGGACCAUACCACAUGCCCGCUGAGGGGAGCAGCCUCCGCCGUGCACGUUCACAUGGGUCAUUGUUGGAAAGGGAACCCAUAGAGGACUAUGAGGAACCUCUAAGGAGACCCCCUGGGGAUGGGCACUCAGGAAGUUAUGGAAAUUUGGAUGGGGGUGUUGGUGUAAGAGGUGACAGAAGGGAAUCCAACCCCAUGCUCUCAAAUAGAAUGGUCCGGGCCAACUGGACUGGAUCAUACCAGGCAGGUCUCAAUGGGUCUUUAGAUGGACAAGAAGGAAGGCCGGUGACCCAGUACAGGUCCAGGGGGGCCUUCCCAGUGCCAUCUACAGGUAGUGCUUGGGAGCAGCCCAGUAGUGUCGUGGAUUCGAACUCCUUGGCGCCCAUCAACCGACUCAUCGACCAGUUUGACAGCAGCAGUUUUGGUGGUCAAGCCAGGGGGCGCCCUCGAGCUCUGGAGCGGCUGAGUUCCGAGGAACGCAGGCGUGCACGCAGUCUGGAUGCCUACGAGAAUGUGUCAGAAAGCUCAGUGUCGCCCUCUGUCUCAGCAUCCCCUCCAGACCAUAACAGUUCACCGCUGUCGUCCAGCACAUCCCCCUACAGCAGCCCAGGGCGGAGUGCUGCAUCUGUGGCCAAGGUGACAGCCCUGCCGGCUUCGAGGCCAAACUACAACCAAUCUGUUGGGAUGCCUGUUGCCAGGGAGACCGCUCCACUCACUCAGACAGACGCACAGGCAACUCCUGACCUGCUGAAGGACAAGGACCAGAGCUUGGAACCACUGGGGGAAGCAGAGAAGGCAAAGCAGAUGAUCUACACCAUUCUGAGAGAUGGGAACAAUGAAAGUGUUUCAGCCACCAAACGCAAAGUCGACCUAGUCUUUGACAAGAUUCAGGGAUUGAGGUCCAGUGGAUCCGCUAGUGAAAUUCCCAGCGAGGCUUGGAGAAAGGAGAAGAGGGAUCUGGAGAGGAAACUGGCAGACCUGCAGUCUACCCUCCAAGAGGAGCGCAGGAACGCUCAGAAAGCCAGCACAGAUCGGAACCUGAAGGCAGAGCUCGAGAACUGUCUGGAUGACAACCUGCAGCUGAAGGAACACCUGGACAGGAAGAAGACGGAGCUGGACCAGGCCCAGACUGACCUCACACAGCUGAGGAUCGAAAGGGAGUCAGCUGAGUCACGGGUUCGAGACCUGGAGGACCAGAUGGCUGGCUUGCAGGAGGAGCUGAGGAGGGAGUCAGAUGACAGAGAGCAGCUGGACCUUCUGCACACGGACCUGAUGUCGGUGAGAGCGGAGCUGACAGAGGCGGUCAUGGUGCGACAGCGCCAGGAGGAGGCGCUGCGGCAGCGUGAGAGAGAGCUCACUGCCCUGAAGGGAGUGCUGAAGGAUGAGGUGUCUUCCCAUGAUAGCCAGAUUGAGGCUCUGAGGGAGCAAUACCAGCAAGACAUGGAGAAACUGAGGAGCAGUAUGGAGCAGGUUUCAGUGUCCCAGCUCAGCAUUGAGGCGGAGCGCCAGCGGGUCAACUCCACCAUGCGUUCCCUUCAGCAGCAGCUGGAGGACUGCAGGGAGGAAAGCAGCCACUGGAGGGAGCAGUUCCAGUCCAACCGAGAUGAGCUGCGGAGCAACAAGCAGGAGUUGUUACAGGCUCGUUUGGAGAAGGAGGAAUUAGAGGAGGAGACUAAGGAGCUACAGGACAGGCUGACUACAGUAAAGGAACAAAUGCCUGAUCCCAGCCACAUCAACACCCUCACACAGGACUUGGAAAAAUGUCGAGCUGAACUGAAGCAGGCCAAAGUCGACCUGGAGAAGCAAAAGCUGGAGUGUGACAAAAAGAGGAUGGAGUUACUUUCAGUAAAGAAAACAAAUCAAGAGCAAGAAGCAGACCAGAAAUACGAGAUUGACAGACUGAAGGACCAAUCACGGAAAGACAAAGAGGAUCUUGCCAAAGCACUGGAUAAAGUAAAGCAGCGGCCGGACCCUUCCGUGGUGGAGGAGCUCCAGAAGGAGCUGCAGGAGUGGCAGUCCCGGGCAGAGAGGCUGCAGGAGAACACGGCCGAGGCUGAGCAGCAGCUGCAGGAACAGAGGCAGCGACUGGCUGCUGCACAGACAGAGCUGCUGACGCUCAGAGAUGCUGAGCAGGAGCUGCAGGAGGCCAAUGUCCGACUCAAGGAAAAGCACAGCCGCCUGGAGGUACAAAUGCAGACAAGCGCAUCCCAGAACUGUGAGACUGAGCAGGUGUUGGAGGAGCAGAUUCGGAGUCUGCGAAUGCAGCUGGAGGAUUCCCGGCGUAUGGUGACCCGGCUGAGCCAGGAGAAGGAGGAGCUGAGCCAGUAUCAGCGGGAGCGAGAACGAGAGAGGGAAGCACAGCGCAAGGAGGCUUCCGAGUUGGAGGAGCAGAAGAGAGCACUGGAGCGAGCGCUGGACAAAAUGAACAAAGAGAUGGAGCAGCUGAGCUUGGAAUCACAGCAGCAGGUGCGGUUACUGCAAGCCCAAGUGGACGAAUAUAAGGAGCGCUGCAGAAAGGAGGUGCAGGACGCCCAGCGGCAGGGCAGGGAGCGGCAGGCGGAGCUGGAGAAGGUUCAGGGUAACCUGAGAUCCCUGCAGGAGGAGGUGUCCCGUCUGAAGAAGGAGCUGUCACUCUCCACGGAGGAGAGGGAGACCCUCCAGCUGGACAAGGAGCUGCUCGGCAAUCGUCUCAAAAACAUAGAGGCGGAGAUGGAGUGUCAGCGUGGCUCUCAGACAGACCGGAGCAGGGAAGUACGGAGCUUGGAGGAUAAAGUGAAACACCUCCAGAUGGAGGUAGAUGAGGAGAGACACACCGUGGAGCUGCUCACGGAUCGUGUUUCACGCAGCCGCGACCAGAAUGAGCAGCUGCGCGCCGAGCUUAUGCAGGAGAGGUCAUCCAAACAGGAUUUGGAGUUGGACAAGAACUCCUUGGAACGACAGAUUAAGGACCUGAAAUCCCGCCUAACGGACAUGGAGGGACAGUCCCGCUCUUCAGCGGGAUACUCCCAACUGGAAAGCAAGGUUCAGGAGCUGGAGGACCAGCUGCACAGUGAGGAGAGAGAGAAGAACACCCUGCUGGCCUCACAGCGUCGUCUGGAGAGGAAGCUGAAGGAGCUCAGUAUCGCCCUGGAUGAGGAGAGGCAGCAGCACACUGACCAGCGAGACCAGCUGACCCUGCGCAUGAAGGCUCUGAAGAGGCAGGUAGAUGAGGGUGAGGAGGAGGUGGAGCGACUGGAGGGGCUGCGCAAGAAGACGAUCAGGGACCUGGAGGAGCAACUGGAGAUGAAGGAAGCCCUGCAGAGCCGGGUCACGGCGCUGGAGUCCGAACUCAAGCGGAAAGUACAGCAGUCGCACCGGGCAGCACUGGACCACAGCACCCUAAGCUCCGAUGAUGACGACGAUGAUGGACUCUAUGAUCAUUCCAGCAUAACCUCUAUAUUAACUGAGGGCAACCUGCAGACCAGCUCUUGCUAGAGAAAAGGAGGGAACACAUAUAUUGGAUAAAGCACGUAGCAAUCACAAUGGUCAUUACACAGUCACUGUGGUGACACUGGACAUAUGACAUUACACUGGACACUGCAUCUUCAGACAAAAUAGUGGACCUGAUAAGGCAUGAGCAGGGAGGCUUAGUUGCUAGUGGAAAAAAUACAAACCUAGUAAACGCUAUAAUAAACUGACAUUAUGCUUAGUAACGGAAUCGAGGUAAAUAGAAAUAUAAUCUACCGAAUGGUGGAUAUUUUAGGUUAGAUACAGGUCACUAACAAUAGGGGGAGCUGUUCCUUCUUCACAUACUUUAAUCGAAGACGGAGUUGGCAUUUACAUGGGAAAUAUGAGUUUACUGUACAGAAGAUGGUUUGGCUUGGACUCCACUCCAAAAGCAGAUGACCCUGGAGAUCCUUAGAUUUUAAGGUUCUCCACAAAGUGGGCCCUCUGACAUCUUCAUGUCUUGCUGCCCAGCUCUGUCUUGUACGGGAACCCAGCUGCACCUAUCGGCUGUACAGAAAUACUCUCCUUUGGUCUCACAUUGGUACGCUGUACAAAUCUGACUAUGGUUUUGAUAUGGUUAUUCUUUGCAAGCAAUCUUUUCAAUGUUUUUGCACAGAUGGUACGAUAUGUUGUACUUUACGUUCAGUAUGAGUGAGUAAUGAGUGACAUAAUGUAUUCAGAAUCUGCCAAAUGAACACAAAAGCAGUCUAAGUACAGACCAUUACACUGUUUACUUCUGUUGAACCCUGCAAUUCUGUUUUAACCAAAUUCGAGUCAACCUGCACUAAACACUGGAUUCCCACCAUAUUACUUGUUCUGGCAACAUAUUUUACUGAAUAUACAUUCGGGUAUUUUUCCCCAUUUUAUUAUCUCUGUUUUCUUUAUUUUAAAAUCAAGCACCUUUAUGAAUUUUGUGUAAUCUCAGUUGACUCUUCUUUAGCAGUCAAGUCUUAACAAUACUGUUCAUAAUGCCAUACUUUUUCAAUGUUUUGAAAUGAUUAAAAUUAUACAUGAUUAUUGUAACUAUUUAUUAGUAUGCUGAAUACUGAACAGCAGUUUAAAUAUUUAAUGAGAAGUCACUACACUACAAUCAGUAUAAUCCAUUUCUGCAAUGAUUUUAUAAUGGUUGAUUUUACUUGAACGUUUGUUUACUGAUUAAAUAUUUUGUAUCUUUUAGUUCAGUGGUUGUCAACCGGUCGACCGUCAGGAUAUCUAGAUAUUUUUAGCCGAUCGCAACAUGCCCCCCCUCCAAGUAUCGGUGAAAAUACGCCGAAUGGAUACCAUUGUGAUCUGGUAGCUCGCCAGAGUGUUUACUUUAUAUUAAUAUCUCACCGUAAAAAGGUUGGAGACCAUCGUUUUACCUUUUAAUGUGGUGUAACCGUCUUCUGGAAUUGGCCCACAAUUAUUACACAAAUCAUUUUAAACUGUGAAAUUGUUUACAGCAUUUAGUCAUCUUACCUUUUCAGUUAUAUAUUUUUGAAAAUAAAGUAAAAUGCUAUAAAUGAGGAA